UUACAUUCCCCCCAUCAUGUUUUCAAGAACCAGUUUCUUGGUUCUCUUCAUCUUCUUCUCGCUCGUCACUAUUACUCCCACAAAUGCAAUCCGAUCGUUCCCAGAAAGAUUAGGGUUUUCGUUCUUGCACCAAUUCUCUGAGGCCCCUGAAUACACAAACGGAUACAGCUGCCCUGUUUUGGUUGUCGACAGUUUUCCAAUGGCGUGUGAUCCCUCUCUUGUUCAUAUCGCAAUGACUAUUGAUUCCGAGUACUUGAGAGGCACCAUAGCUGCAGUUCACUCUGUUCUCAAACACGCUUCUUGCCCUGAAAACAUCUUCUUCCACUUCAUCGCUUCAGAUUCUAGUCCGGUCAGUUCUGAUGAUCUUACUCGAGUUGUCCGCUCCACUUUUCCGUCGCUCAAUUUCAGAGUUUAUCAGUUCAAGGAGAGCCUAGUCAGUCAUCUGAUCUCAUCUUCCAUUCGUCAAGCUCUUGAUAACCCCUUGAACUACGCAAGAAGCUACUUAGCGGAUUUGCUAGACUCAUGUGUGGAGCGUGUGAUCUAUUUAGAUUCGGAUGUUAUAGUCGUUGAUGAUAUAGAGAAGCUGUGGAGGACAAGUUUGUCAGGGUCCAGAGUUAUUGGUGCGCCGGAGUAUUGUCACGCAAAUUUCACCAAGUACUUUUCCGGUGGAUUUUGGGCGGAUACUGAAAUGUCCAAGGUCUUUGAAGGGAAGAGUGCUUGUUAUUUCAAUACAGGUGUGAUGGUGAUGGACUUGGUGAGGUGGAGAGCGGGUGAUUAUACGCGAAAGAUUGAGAGGUGGAUGGAAAUUCAGAAGGAGAAGAGGAUUUACGAGCUGGGUUCUCUACCGCCUUUUUUGUUGGUUUUCGGUGGAGAUGUUGAGGCUAUUCACCACAGAUGGAACCAACAUGGGCUUGGUGGUGAUAAUGUGGUGAAUAGUUGCAGGUCUUUGCAUCCAGGUCCUGUGAGCUUGUUGCAUUGGAGUGGGAAAGGGAAGCCAUGGUCAAGGCUUGAUAUGGGGAAGCCUUGCCUGGUUGAUUUUCUUUGGGUGCCGUAUGAUCUCUACAGACACCAUGAUCAUCAUCAUCUUCACCACCACCAUCAUGAACAGCUAUUGGCAGUUUUGUAAAAAAUGAUUCUUUUGUUAUUGAUUUUGAUUCAAUUCAUUGAUAGCUAGGAUAUGUAUAUAGGGAAGAGACUGAACAUGUAAACAGGGAGAAACCGUGGAACACAUUGUUCCGUUUAGCCAAAGUAACAUAUUUUUUGACAUCUUAUGGUUUUCAUGGUUUUAUUUGGG
Argentina anserina (silverweed cinquefoil) is the source of this 1294-nucleotide messenger RNA. Its product is annotated as probable galacturonosyltransferase-like 10. Gene Ontology annotation, molecular function: glycosyltransferase activity. The record is from RefSeq and is a predicted model, not a curated record. Bases 17 to 1126 code for a protein of 369 amino acids. Lineage: Eukaryota; Viridiplantae; Streptophyta; Magnoliopsida; Rosales; Rosaceae. Gene Ontology annotation, cellular component: Golgi apparatus. The transcript has a single exon.